AUGUCCAACGUGAAAGUAGCGGUGAGGGUGAGACCUCUAAGUAAAAAAGAACGGGAGAAAAAUGCCAAGUUCAUAGUGGAUGUCAGUGGGGAUACAAUCAGUGUCGAGAAUAUCAAGGUUGAUGGUCAGUCUGACUUUGGUGACAGUCGGGAGAGAUUUAAAAACUUUACAUUUGACUACUGCUAUGACUCAAGUGUGGAGCCAUCCUCCCCAGCCUUUGCUUCACAGGAACUGGUGUUCCAGGACCUGGGUACAGAGGUGCUUCAGGCUGCCUUUGAGGGAUACAAUGCAUGUCUUUUUGCAUAUGGACAGACAAGCACAGGAAAGACUUACACCAUGAUGGGAGGCCAGGAAGAUGCAGGACUGAUUCCAAGAAUAUGUGAGGGGCUGUUCAGUCAUGUGGACAACUUUGUGGACCAAGAUAAUUUGUCAUUCCAUGUUAAGAUCAGUUAUUUGGAAAUCUACAAUGAGAGGGUUAGAGAUUUACUGAGACCAUCAUUGUUAAAGAAAAAUGAAAAAUACACACUGAAAGUACGGGAACACCCAAAGGAGGGACCAUAUGUUCAUGAUUUGUCAACACAUUUCAUCCAUGACAACCAGCAAAUCCAGGCUAUUCUGGAGAGGGGCAAUGAAUAUAGAACGACUGCAUCUACCUACAUGCAUGAUCAUAGCAGCAGAAGUCACGCCAUAGUUACCAUAGAAUUCACUCAGGCCAAAUUAGAAGAUGAUCUACCUCAUGAAAUUGUCAGUAAACUUCACCUUGUGGACUUGGCUGGCAGUGAAAGAGCUGACCCUAACUACUGGUCCGGAUACAAAGGUCGGCUACGAGAGGGCUCAAACAUCAACAAAUCAUUGGUCACUCUUGGCAAUGUCAUCAAGGCUCUGGCGGAGCGAUCUAUCCUGUCCUGUAGUUCGGACAACCUGGGUGCCUCAGUGGCCAGUAUCCAAAGUGGGGGUGAAGGAGCAACACCCAAAAAACGUCUUCCUUACAUUCCAUAUCGUGAUUCUGUCCUGACAUGGCUCCUGAAGGACAGUCUUGGGGGUAACUCCAAAACCAUGAUGAUCUCAACCAUCACUCCAGCCAGCAUGUACUACAAUGAAACCCUGAGUACUCUCCGAUACGCACAACGGGCCAAGAGCAUUAUCAACAAACCGAAAGUUAACGAGGACCCCAAUGUGUCUCUGAUACGAGACUUGCGACGAGAAAUUGAACGACUCCGGGAGAUGCUGGUGUCCACUCGCAUGGCCAAUUCUAGAUCCUCACUCAAUGAAAUAGUUUUCCUCUUGCCUUCGAACAUCCAGAAAAUGCAUGAGAUAGACACGGAUAGUGAGCAGGGAGAUUCAUUCCUUCAACUUCCAGAUUCCAAUUCUGUUCUGGCAGAAAAACUCCAAGAAAAUGAAAACAUGGUGGACAAACUAACACAGACAUGGAUAGAUAAAUGGAGGGAAGCUCACGAAGCUAUCAGGGACUCUGACCUCAGCAUCAGAGGGUUGAAGGGGAAAAGUAACUCAAUGGGGGUUCUGAUUGAGUCUCAGAUGCCUCACCUGGUUGGCAUGGAUGACGAUAUUCUGAGUACAGGCGUGACCAUCUACUACCUCAAGGAGGGAAAGACCCUGUUAGGACGUGAAGAUGCUGAUCGGGAACAGGACAUUGUGUUGAGUGGGCCGUCGGUCCAGAAGGAACACUGCUUCAUCAAGAAUACUCUGGGCAACGUCAUCAUACACCCGAAUAGGAGAGCUAACUGUGCUAUCAAUGGCAUUGAUUGUCGGGGACCAACCUGCCUCAAACAGGGUGACUACAUCUUACUGGGUAAGACAAAUAUGUUCCGCUUUAACAACCCUGCUGAGGCAGCCAAGCUAAGGAUCAGUCGACAGAAUCUGGCUAUUGCAACAUCACACGAAAGCCUGGACCAAAGCAAUCCCUCCUCACCAGACACUGACAGACAUGUCCACCCGCUUUAUGCUCAUUGUGAUGCAUCUGAAUUUUGCCACCAACUUGAAAAGGAUUUUGACUCUGACCCUAAACGCAUUGAGGAAGCCAAACGGGAACUACAGCGGGUGCGUGAGGAACAUCGAAAGGCUGAGGAGGAGAGACAACGUCGAGAAGAGGAGCUUUGGCGUUUACAUGAGAGUCACAAACAGGAAAUUGAACAACAGAGACAGUCAUUGAGUGAGAUUGCUAAAGAAAAUCUUACCCAACAUCAGAUAGCUGAGGAGGAACUGGCAUAUGCUCGUGACUGUCUACAGCAGGAAAAAGAAGCAUUCCAGCAAUUCCUGCAGGAAGAGUUGGCGAAGGUCAAGAGAGGGCAAGCACAGUCUGAAUUUGGUUCACAGACUGAGUUAGUUGUGGUCCAAACAUCUGAUGUGGGUUGUGACCAGGGCCUUCAGGAUAUUGAAAGGAAGAAAGAGUCCUUGCAAGGUCAGAUUAAAGCACUUGCCCAGGGGGAACUCAUCCGUCACCUUUCUUACCGUGACUCCGAGCAGAGACUGCUAGAGGAGGCAGAAGAGAUUGAAGAACAAUACCAGACGACACAGGACCAACUCAAUGCCGAAUUGCACCAACUUGAGGAGGUAGAGAAAGGUUACCGCUCUGAGGACCGCAGUCAGUUACAAGACAUUACUCGCACGAAUGAUGACCUUACUCAACUAGACCGGCAGCAGGAGCAGUUACAUUUGUAUAUAGAGGAGAAGCAGUGUUUGAUGCAGGUCGGUUUGGAUGUUCCACGUCCCCUCAGGUCUGCCUGCAGUGAAGAAGUUCUAACUGACAAUCAGACAUCUAGCCUAGGCUUCCCCUUUCGUGCAUCUAGCCUGCUGGCUUUGAAGCAAGGUAGUGAGGGGGACCUUCCGUCCUUGUCUACUAGACUGUCCCUCAGCUCUUCUCUCAACAUCACAUCCUUGGACUCAGUACCAGACAGUAUGGAAAGCAUGGACACCUCCCCAUCAUCACAGAGUUCUGUAAGUGCUCCUGUAGAAACACGGAAACGGUCCAGUAAGAGUCCAGCUUCAGAAAAAUUGACUUCUGGUGCAAAGGAAGUCACAAGUCGACUGUAUACUGCUCCUCCACCGAAAUUCAAAUAUGAACCUAAACAGAAAUCAAAAGUGGUGCCUAAAUCUACUUCAGUAAGGAAACAAGAUUCUAAGAAAGUAAUGAGUGCUGAAAGUAAGAAAGGUAAAGAGGAUGGAAAACCCACAAACUUAAGGAAGUCAAAAUCACCAUCGCCUGGUAGAUCAACUGUAUCAUUAUCUGGGCGACAGACUACACCUCCCCCAGGAAAACAUGUAAGUCCAUCACCAAAGAAACAAGCUACACCAUCACAAAACAGACACAAACCAUUGCGGUCUGAACAAUCCAGCAAAACGGAAAAACUUGAAAAGGAAAAGACAGGCUUUGAUGGGUUAUCUGGUCAGGCACCGGGAGUAACUAAACAAAUGAGGCACGAUACUGAUGAGUCCGGUGUGUUUCCACGACUUCGACAAAGUGUUUCACAACCUACACUGUCCUUAAAUAGAGGCCUCUCUAACAACAAGUUACCACGCCUCCCACCUACCAAACUUAGACCGAUAACCAGUGCUACCUCCCUAGCCAGUGUCCCUGAGGCAGCAAGUGAGGAGGUAGAGGCUAUAGAUCAAAGCCAAGUCUCAGAAUCUCCUGUUGUCCGUAGGCGGAAGAAGCGUCAGUUUGAUGAGGACGACACCCGGAGACAUUCUGAGCCUGUUGGAGAAUCACUGGCUGAUGCUUUUGAAAAAUAUUCACAAGAAAUGGAGGGUGGUAUAGAAAUACCAGUUAUCUUGCUUCAUAAGGACUCACCUGAUGAACAGAUUUGGGCUAGGCAGCAUAGCAGUAGCAUUUCGGACUCCAUAGCAGGAGAGCAUCCAGUCCAGGAACCUGUGGAUUACAGUCUGGGCUCCUCAGUAGAUGGUCCAGGGAGACCUACCGACAACCAGUGCAAUGUAAACUCAGUGUGUGAUGGUGCUACACAACAAGUGGAAUUAUCACACAUGUUGGAAAAUAAACCAUGUAAUGUGGAUGAUAGUGUGUUCAGCAAUGACCUUGCAUAUCAACAGGAACAAGUGGGAAGAUCAGUCGAAUUAGACAGUGACUCCGGCUUUUACCCAGAAAGUUCAGAUAAUUUUGAGAGCUCGGGAGCACUUUCCUUUGCUGAUUCCACUAACAACUUUCAGGGUAGGACAAGUAUUGGUUCUGAACAGGAUCCACAAGGAUCCGUGCCUCACACUGGAUUGCUUGGGGCUGUGGCUCUGGAUUGUGAUACAAAUUUUUCUGCAUCAUGCAAAAUGGAUCCAGAUAUGAACAAUGAAAACUUAGCAUUUACAGGUAAUUCUGAUGAGUCUGACAUCAUGGAAAGUAGUCUAAUCUCACCAACAGAUGUCAGCCUUCACCUUUCCCAGGACACAGAAUCUGACUCUGGUAAAUCUGAGAGAAAACGAGAACAUGGUGAUUCCGCUGGGGAUUCUCAGACUGAUAUACCAACUAAGUGUAAAAAAAAGGAAAAUCUGUCUUCUGAUAAUGUAUAUGUGAUGAGUCCAGAGCAAUUGGAGAUUAAUUUUCCAGAGGAAAGAACAUUACAAAAUAUUCCACAAAGUUCUACACAAAAUUUAAAUGCUCAAUUAACUUUUAACCGCAGUUUCCAGGCUACCAGUGGAUUUGUUGUCUGUGAUAUUUUACAAGAUACUGCUAAGACAAUAUCAGCAGAUUUGGAUGGUGCUCAUAGGUCUUAUUCCUCAGAUUCUUUAGAAGAUGCUGAUUCUCUGGACGGGUCACAACCUUGGGCCAGAGAGCAGGAAUUGACUGAUUCUUUGGAGAAUUCUGAUGUUGACCAUAGAGAAGAGGAUUUGAACCCUAAGGAACAACAGGAACAACUAGACACAGGAUUUCUACAUGAGGAACCAAAUGACACAGGAUUUCUGCAAGGGGAACCAAAUGACACAGGAUUUCUGCAAGGGGAACCAAAUGACACAGGAUUUCUACAAGGGGAACAAAAAGACACAGGAUUUCUACAAGGGGAACAAAAAGACACAGGAUUUCUACAAGGGGAACAAAAAGACACAGGAUUUCUACAAGGGGAACAAAAUGACACAGGAUUUCUACAAGAGGAACAAAAUAAUUCCCAGACUGAGGAGAGUGAAAACAAUGAGUCUAACACUUGUGUAAAUGAUGAAUUGUCUACUAGCAAAUGUCAUGAAAUGUGUGAAUCAGUUUCAACUAUUGACCUAGAAAGAGAAACUGAAGACCAAAGGCCAAACUUAUCUCAAACAAAUAUUUCAACACCUGCAACAUAUUACAAAGUUGGAGAUAAAACUUUAUCCAGAAGUGAAGUAAACAUUUGUUCAAUACCUAAUACUGUCAGUGAGCCCUCUGUGGUGUCCUGUCCGGGUGAGCUGGAUUCCUCAGUCAAUGAGUCCUCUGUGGUGGUCUGUCCUAUUGAACUGGAUAUGCCUGUCAGUGAACCUCCUGUAGUGGUCUGUCAUGUUGAGCGUGAGUCCUCUGGCAGUGAGCCUUCUGUGGUGGUCCACCCUGACAAUCUAGGUUCUGUGUUGACCUGUCCCGUUGAGCUGGAUUCAUCUGUCAGUGAGCACUCUGUGGUAGUCUGUCCUGGUCAGCUGGAUUUGUCUGUCAGUGAGCCCUCUGUGUUGGCCUGUCCUGGUGUGCUGGAUUCAUCUGUCAGUGAUGAGCCUUCUGGGGUGAUCUGUCCUGGUGAGCUGGAUUCGUCUGUCAGUGAGCCCACUUUGAUGGUAUGUCCUGGUGAGUUGGAUUCAUCUGUCAGUGUGCCUUCUGAGGUGAUCUGUCCUGGUGAGCUGGAUUCGUCUGUCAGUGAGCCCACUCUAAUGGUAUGUCCUGGUGAGUUGGAUAUAUCUGUCGGUGAGCCUUCUGAGGUGAUCUGUCCUGGUGAGCUGGAUUCAUCUGUCAGUGAGCCCACUCUUAUGGUCUGUCCUGGUGAGCUUGAUCCAUCUGUCAGUGAACCCUCUGUGGUGGUCUGUCCUGGUGAGCUAGAGUCAUCUGUCAGUGAGCUCACUCUGAUGGUAUGUCCUGGUGAGCUUGAUUCUUCUGUCAGUGAGCCCUCUGUGGUGAUCUGUCCUGAUGAGUUGGAUUCAUCUGUCAGUGAGCCCACUCUAAUGGUAUGUCCUGGUGAGCUGGAUUCGUCUGUCAGUGAGCCCUCUGUGGUGAUCUGUCCUGAUGAGUUGGAUUCAUCUGUCAGUGAGCCCACUCUAAUGGCAUGUACUGGUGAGCUGGAUUCGUCUGUCAGUGAGCCCACUCUGAUGGUCUGUCCUGGUGAGCUGGAUUCGUCUGUCAGUGAGCCCACUCUGAUGGUAUGUCCUGGUGAGCUUGAUUUGUCUGUCAGUGAGCCUUCUGUGUUGACCUGUCCUGGUGAGCUUUAUUCCUCUGUCAGUGAGCCUUCUGUGGUGGUUUUUCCUGAAAAUUCUCUUUCACAAGACCAUUCCUCCAAUGAUAAUGCUGUUCAACAUGUUAAUGCAUCUCUGCAGUUAAACGACAGUGAUAGUAAUUUGUCUGAGCUGAGCAAAACAGAGGCUGAAUUUACCAAACACCACCCCAACACCAAUCAGGGUCAUGUAAUCAGUGUCACAGAGUCCUCCCCCACCUGUCAUCACCCAGUCACAGACCAUAAGCAAUUAACUGUAGUGAGUGCAGCUGCACUUACACCAGAUGAACACACCAAGGACGACUCCAGUUGUCAGACAGAUUUACCCUGCAAUAUGAUCUUCACACCAAUCAGUAGUGCUUCAGAGAAGUUUAUUGGUCAGGUGACUGACCAACCCUUCACACAAAGUCCUGGUAUUAAGACUGAUGUCCUGACAUCUCAGGAGGAGGAUGUAGGCAGAGCCAGUGACUGUUCCCAGGAUUCCAUCCAGGAACUUCAGGAACAACUCCAGCAACUUGAGGAGUUUCCAGGUCAACCAGGACUAAAGGGUGUUGGACCAAGUGCUUACCCUCCGCUUUCAUCGUCUCGAAGAGCUACACGUCAUCGUGCCAUGAUCCGACAAAAACGCAGAGGUGUAGAGGAAUCUGAUGACAUUAGCCCAGAGUCUGGUGACUCCCUUGGAUCUGGGAAUGUGUCUAGGCCGUCAUCCCGACCUGAUUCGGCUUCCAAACGGCGACGUAGGAUUAUUAAAUCAAAGUCCGAACGUCGUUCAAAUUUGAAAGCUCCAAGCUCUGAGGACUAUGUCAACUCUGAGAGCGACAAUGUUUGCUCAGAUGAUUCUGUUCUAGCCAGUGAGUCCAGGGAUGUGAAGUCGGUUAGUUUAGAUGAGUGUGACCAUUCAGUGACAUACAGUGACUUUGCCGAACAGUUGGCAUUUGCUUUAGGUGAACAAAGGGAGAGUACAAAUGUACAUGACAAUGUUAGUUACACCUGUGAUUAUGAGAAGAACAAUGAGGACUCAUGUGAUAAAAGAUCUAAUCUAAAUCGUGACCAAACUAAAAGUGAAUUCAAUAUGGAUGGUCACUACCUGAAUGGCAUUACAAACCAGGAGGAUGACAAUAGUAGAGGUGCUAUCCCAAAGAAGAAAAGUAAGCAUGCCAAACGAAGGUCAAGCAGUGGGUCUAGCACUAGUGAUACUGACUUGAGACCUUCAUCAAGAGCACCAUCAGAAACACGUGAUAUGGAACAACAGACAGAUGUCAGUUGGUUGGAAUUCCCAGAAAUUUCUACAUCGAGAAGAAAAUCGCCAGUGCUCAACAUCUCUCCUCUGAGCGUGUGGAACUCUGGAGAUAGACGGAUGAAGGCUUCUAAUGGGCCUCAUGGGUCGGGCGGUUUAAAUGUCACGAUGGAUAGUAGGCACAUCAAAAAGUCCAAGAAAACAAAACCGGUCAAAUUAGAGUUCACUUCACCUGAUGUUUGGUCAGCAGGUACUUGGGUAGAGGAUUAUGCAGCCAGCGGAAAACUGGAUGCAGACUUCUCAUCUGAUUCUGAUGAUGAUCAUGCAUAUGUUAUGGAAACUGAAGUGUUCUCACCACAGUCACCAACUGCCUGUGAUAAAUUCUUUGAUGAUGGAGAUUCAUCUGACACAAAAGAAGAUUCAAAUUCUGUGAAAUAUUACGUGACAAUAAAUGAAGAAAAUACUAACAUUAGUUACAAUGUGGAUAGAACUGAACAUAAAACCUACUCAUUGAGAAGUCAGAUUCAACCAAAUGAACAAAUGAUGAGUAUUCCUGAAAGCAUCCAUGUAAAUCUAACCUCAACAGAUUCACAUACAUCAGAAAGUCGCCAUACUUCCUCUACUCUACAACGUGUAUAUCUCAGUAACUCUGACAGUGCUUCUUCUCCGGAACAAAACGUUGUUGUUUCUGAAAGAACAUUUCGCUCAGUACAUGAAGCAUCUAGAGAUGAAGAUGAUGUCAUAGAUAGACAUUUCGAAGACGAAAAUACAGCCUCUUAUUUAGAUCUCUGUCCAGGAACGAGUACACCCCAUGUUACUUUGGGAACAGGAGAUAUAAAUAAGAAUGGUGUUCUGUCUCCUCGUGAGUCUGACACUACCUCUGACUAUGGAACAAUGAUAAUGGACAAUCGGCGUGACUUUAUGUCUUUUACUCUUGACUCGGGAGAUGAGGAGGGUUCUCUGGCUAGUGGGUACAAAUCUCACACAGAUAAUCAGGAUAGCAGUCCUCUGGACAGUGAAGUAUUCGCUCUCCCUAAUGGCGAGUCAAAUUUAUUGUUAGCUGAAGUGGGUCAUGUGGCUAAGAUGAAUAUGGAAGAUGUGGGUUCUAUCUCGCAAGAUGGGCAACAGUUGUGUUCAUCUGAGCAGAUCUCCAGACGGAAUGUCAUAGCAGGAGCUCAUCAAAUCCCUUGUGAGCCAGAAUUACUUUCAAAUGUCAUAUCUAGUGAUCAGAUUGAUGAUGUGUCAGAUGAUUCAGAUUUAGAGGGCAAUGAGUUUGUUCAAGCUGAAAGUGUUCCUCAUACAACAAAGGUUGCUCAACAAGUUUUAGGUGCUAUUGCGCGAAUGUCGGCCUUGUAUCAAAAGAAUGGGGAAGACAACGAUGACUUGUCAGUGUCCUUAGACCGGCUUCAAGGACCAGACAGUGUUAGUUCAGACUCCUCAAUUUACAAAACACCUCAACAAUCACCACGAGACCAUGAGGAAGAGGAUACUACUGCAAUUGAAAAUGUGGAAAUUCCAGAUCGCCCCCGGUCUCCCCAGAUUUCUACAUGUAGGAAAUAUGAGGAAACACAAAAUUCACUACCAAAGUCCCCAUCCACAGCAGAACAGAUGACUGGCUCUGUCAUGGCUGAUCCUCAGUCUGUUCCCUUCAUAAGGAGAAUGACAGAUGAUGAGAGUAGUGUUAGGGAGGAUCUGAAAAGGGAACUCCAGCAAAAGUUAGCUCGACUUCAAAAGCAUGUGCGCAGUCUGAGUGAUUCAGCAAUUAGUUCUGACUACACAGAUGGUGAUUCUACUUCUGUAUCGCCGCGGGGAAGCAGAUUGUACGAAUCUGACAAAACCUUAAGAGGAGGUCUCUUCAUAGACCAGACUGAACCAAGGUAUCCAGAGGACAUUCAAGUCAUGGUGACACAGGCAAGAACCCAGUUUGAUCCUUCAGCUUCUGGACAACCUUUCUCUUCUACCGUACAUAAACUGUUAGAUAUCGAUAACAAAACACCCAAAAAAUCACCUCUGAAAGAUUCUGGAAAUGUGUUUGAUGACUCGGACUAUGGAGAACAGGUAGAAGAAUCAAUUAUUCCAGCAAGAGUUGUCAAAAAGGAGUCGGCUGUUUUUGUUCCUGUAGACAAUGAAGAUAUUAAUAUCAGUGCCGUUGCCAACUCUAGGUCACUUUCGCCUGGCGAGCUUGUGUUAAAUGUUUCAGGCUCAUCGGAAGACAUUUUUGAAAGUGUUGGAUCUGGUUCUUCAGACCUAGAGGAGGUGUAUAAGAUUAAUGCUGAUGCGGCUUCAUCUGAUCAAUUAGACAAUAGCAUUGUUCCCAGGUCACUACCUGACAUGCAAAGGUCAGUUAAAAAAGAGAAAUCACCCUCCAUGUCAGACAUUUCCACACCUCGUUGUGACAGAGAUCUUAAGCGGUCUAUGUCAGAAGCCAACGUUGAUGACUAUGAUGAAAUAACAUCUUCAGAGAGUUCCAAUGACAGUAUCGUGUUUGUAUUCAUGGGUCAGUCACACACUACGGAAAGCAUGGAAAAGCUUCAAAAGGAGUACAAUCCACUCUCGUUUGAAAGCGAUUCGGAACCGAUAUGUAAACUCUCAAGAGUAGGAGAAUCCACUUCUCAGCUCAAAUCUGAAGACAUGAUGAAUGAAGAACAUGCAUUUGAUAAUGACCAUGUAAAACUUGGAGACAGUGACUUGCUGCGUGAAAAUGAAAUUAUAUUGAAAUCCAAAGAGGAUCUGAAUCUUGCAAAUAUGAGCCCAGAUCAUACCGGUGAAUGUCAUUAUAAGAAUUAUGGUGAUGAUGAUGAUGAUGAUGACAAUGAGCCUCUAAGACACAAAUUUGGAAUUGACGAAUCUGUCCUCCCUAUCCCUGUUAGAUCUGUGUCAUCCGACAACAUUCCAAAACAGACUCUGUCUAAUCUGAUUGUCCAUCGAUCACGUUCAACAGACCUUCUAGAGGUAAACCCAAAGGAAAACCCAAAUGAUCCGAGUAACAACGAAGGCAUAUUUCCUCCCACUGUUGGCUCCGACUUUUGGGACAAUGUUCAUGGAUACGACGGCAAUGUAAUUGUUAUCGAGGAAUAUUACUCUGACGACAGUGACACAAAAAACAAUGGCGGUGACAUUAAUCUAAACAAUUCAAAAGAUCGGUUUAUUGACGAGGAACAAAUGACAGCAGAGGAGAUUACUUACUCUGAACUCUCUUCAACACAUCCGUUCAUUGGACGAGAAAAUGCUUCCGAAACUAUUGACUACAGUGGUAAUUUAAACAAUGUUGAAAUGCUUGACCAGAACGAAAAGUCCAGUAGUGACUUCAGCUCCUUCCCUAUCCUCAAUACGUCAGGUCAGAUUGUAUCAGACGACAUACAAGUAUGUUUGACAGACACUGGCACUCAAACAGAUAUUGUGGAGAAUACUAACGAAAAUAAUCAACAGGAUUCACAGGUGUUGCCAGCACUGCCCUAUCGAGCACAAAGCAUGGGGGAUAUCAACCAUGUUGAUAGUUCCAUUACUCUUUCACUUCCAGAAGGCACAGAAAACUGGGAGAACCUAUCCCAUAUGGUAAUUGAAUCGACAGCUUUGGUUAACAACAUAAACCAGAAGAUUCAAGGUGUUCAUACAAUUUCUGGUUCUUCUAGUGAAAUGCUGGCUUCUCCCUUCCCGACAUCCAGAUCCCAUUCCGACCAUUCGUCAUCUACCUCCCACAAAGAGGCACAGGACGAUUCCACUCAAACAACUGGGUCAUUGACUGCUGUCCAUAACCUAGGGAUACAAACCGAGGAAGAAUGGAUGUUAUUUGAUAGAGAAGAUAUGCCUGACAAUAGUAAUGAUUCUACACAGACGGACACAGAAAUCACAAGACCAAGGGAACUGUCAGAAACUGAAACAACAGAUAUUAUUCUACUUCCGGCAGAGCUUUCUGCUGACUUUGACAUAGUUUUCCCACCUGAAUCGUCAAGGGAGAUGUCGUGUCAGACGUCACCUGACACCACUGUGGACACCAUGGAUUCGUCUAUGCAAACUGAUGAGUUUGAGAAAGUACUAAGUAGACUUCGCCUCGCACUGAAGAACAGUGAUGGCGAACCAGAAGAGAUGGAAGAAGAAAUCAAACCAUCUGUUGUUGGUGGGGUCAAUGCACAGAAAAAGCUAAAAUUAUCAUCCGGGCAUGCAACAUCUCGUGUUCAAGACCAAACUGUCAUUGAGUGCAAUGAAGAGGCGCAUCAUCUGCGAAAAAAUACCUCAAUGAAGGAACAGACUCAAACUGUCAUGAUUGAGAGGGAGAGUGUCAUAGAAACAGAGGCUAAUAUUCCUGACAUGGAUGUGACUAAUGCUGAAAUGGAGGCUCUGAAAGCUGAGCAUAUGAAGAUGAUGGAAUCUCUCAAGAAAGCAGCUAAAGGAAGGAAGAUUAGGACACAUGAAUUGAAAGUAAGACUGGAAAAACAAACAAAGCUGGAACAGGAUCAUAACAGCGAAUAUAAUUCAAGAAUAUCUUCCCAUGAUCAACACAUAUCUGAUUUGGAUACCAAGUGUGAUGAGUCGUGGCAUGACACACAUCUUUCUUCCGACAUCAAAUUCAAAAGUUUUACUCCAAAGAGUGAUAAAACAAUGGAACUAGAACAAAGUUCUACUAAGGAGGAAAGAGAUGAAACUGGUGACCUAGACUCGAUUGUUAAAGAUAGUCAUCAGUACUUGGGUAGCAAUGAAAACUUGGAUAACAUUGAUGACAUCUUGUCUGAUAAUACUCAGGAAAUGAGCAAAUCAAGAACACCUGCCGAGGCUAGAUCACCUAGAGUUCGAAAAGGGAGAAAGCACAAGGAGGUCUCAAUUGUGCCCGACUCUCCUGCUGAGGUUAUUGAGGAUAUUGUAUUGCCUGCUCGAAAAUCAGAUCAGCAAACAUCAUUACUGUCUUUAGAAGCAGAGGCAGAUUCUCAUAGAAAUUCUGAGGUGUCCCGACUAGAUUCUUUAAGUAGUUUAACAUCAGAAGGAACGCUGCUUGGUGAAGAGGUUUCUCAGUAUCUCAAUGAUAAAGACAACAGUUGUUCAUGGAAUACAACCAAAGACAACCGGUCUGGAGCUAAAAAUAGAACACUAAUUACACGGGGUAGUGCGACCAGUGAACCUAUUGAUGAUGCAUUGAGCGACAGAGAGGGGUCGCCACUACUCCAGACUCCUCCAAACUCACCCACUGCGUUGGGCAGCAGCGAAUUGAAAACCUCACAAUACCAAAAUCCACAAGCAUACCUCAGAUCACCUGAAGUUCAGCCUAACUAUCUGGCUGCACUUCGAAAACAGCCUCCUGUUACAAGAUCCACAGACACAAAUGGGAAGAUCAGUACAGGUGUGGAAGUUUCUGUUGAUAGUUCUGACGACUUUACUCAGACUGACAUACAGGCACUAAAACUUGACUUAAGUGAAUUCAGUGCCGAUAGUAACAGAAAUUCUGAGACACGGACAGCGCACAUUAAAACAAAUUCCGCAAUAAAGUCAGAAUUAUCGAGGCUGCAAAAGGAAAGGGUGGAGAUAAUUGAACUGCUGUCUAUGAAUUAUCUGCCUGCCAGCUUAACCGUGGAAUUAUUAGAGGCAAAACUUAACUACUGCAUUGGGCAAACAGACACUCUGCUGAAAACCCUUGAGGAAACAUGGGAUGGAGCAGACUUUAAUACAACAAAUGUACACCAUCUUCAUCAGACUGAUAUUACCAGGGAAUACGUGACUAAUUAUCGCCAUGAUCUUCAGAAAUCCAAAUGGGAUAUUCAGAUAUGUAAGGAGAAAAUGAACAGAACGGUUAAACAGGGCACUGGACGUGGUAGAACAAGGACCAGAAAUAAAGACAUUGCAAGAUGGAAACGCCUUGAGGAAAUAGAAGCGUUUAAGGCUGAGAGAUUCAUGGAACAACAAAAAUAUGAAAGAGCAAGAAGUAUUAGUCCUCUGAAGAAAGCUUCACCUUGUGAAAACGAGAGACAUUCUCGUAGUGUUAGUCCGUCCUCACUUGAAACUUCUCCUCGAUUGAUGACACCCAAACAACAUAGGGAACACCUUGUAGAUUUGAGACGAGCUCUUGUGGAAGUGACUGAACGAGAUGAAAAUGCAUACAGAGCAAGCCGGUCAUGUUCGCCACAGUUAAGUCAUUAUGAUGAAACAGAAAGAAUAUAUAGUCCCCGGAGUUCUUCAUAUAAUUGUACACCUCAAACUUCGCCUGUGCACCAUCGUUACUCGUCACAUGCUAGCCCGGAACAGCAUUACAUACAACGCACAUCAGUGUCACCAAGAUCAUCCCCAUUGCGUCAUGCUUCACCUCGUCAUUCUCCUGAGCAUCAGCCUUACAGGAUGGAGUAUGGCAGUACUAGUAGUCUGUCGGUGCCAGAGCAGCAUGUUCUGAAUAUAUCAGUGAGAAGUUACUCCCAUAGUCCAUCAAGGACGUAUACACCGCCCAGGUCUGACGACUACUCUGAAACGUAUCUGACACCUCGUGUCGCCAGCUCUUCACCACACCGGACUUUAGCAAGGCCCCGCCGAACCCGUUCUGAUCAUGAUGAUAUUCCUGAUCGGGAAUCACGGGGUAAUGACCAGCUGUAUGCCUUACAAGAGACACGGGAUCUGUUUAGAGACAUGCAGGAAGCCAGGAUGCAAAACCAGCAAGAAAUAUCUCGGGCACAAAACACUCUUCUACACAGCACCAGAAAUUACAGUGGCAUGAGAUCAAGGACAGGCUCCAACGCUAGCUCUCGUCGUUCAUAUAGCUCCUAUAGAGACUAUGCUCGUGAUCUGAUCGAGGGCAGCCAGCGCUCCAUACACGGUGUUGUUAGUGGAAGUUAUGAACUGUAUGACGAUAACCCACGCCACACUAGAGACACUGGAGUUACCUCCCCUCCAGCGUCCAUUGUUUCCGACCUGGAAUCGUUACCGGACUCCAUUCUUAGUGAACAGUAUAUGAACAAUACUACACCGUCCUUCUAUAACACUGAUCCAUCCUUCUUGAGAAGCAGACCAAUUAAUUCAGCGGAUAUAAAGUCACGACUUCGGAGACAGCGUAAAGUGCCCUCCACAUCAUAGAUACCCCUACCCAGUUGUGGUACCUCGUACUGAAAUUUGUAAUAAUGGAAAGUGAUGUUUAUUAUUCUGGAGAAAGUAUAUGGCUGUUAUAUUCUUCAGUGAUGAUCAACAAACAUACACUCAUCAUGUUUUAUCUCAGGAAAUGAUUCCUUGUCAUAUAAAAUCGGACAAUAAUGACCUGUCGUGUUGGUUUCUGAUGACCAUAUGUUAUAUACGGGCAGCUUCUUACUAUAGAACAUGAAUUUACUAUGAACUAGCUGACUGUGAGUAAAACGUUAUCUUAACUGAUAUGCAUGUAAUUCAUUUUCAUUUGCCCAACAGGAUUUUUUCUACGUAAACAUCAACACGACAUGUCAUUUUAGUUCGACGUUAGUCUUAAAUGAGUGUUAGACACAUACACGUUGAAAUAUUUUAGUGAUUGGCGAUGCAUUUCAUUUGUAAAUGACUGUGAUAUUAUUGGUGCCAAAGUUGAAUGUUAUGGGUUUGAGAAUGAGCGAGAGAUUGUUGUUGGCUUAUUUCAUGAAAGAUCUUCAUUUUUGUAUAUUUUAUUUCUAAUCUGAUAACUAUAGUAGCUACUGGAUGUCAAUGAUAAAUGUGGAUCAGGAAAUUUUUACAUACCCGUCAUGUGUUACUAGAAGUUACACAGUCACACAAAUCAUGUGAUAAAAUAUGUAGGGAGAUUUGAGAACAGUUGAAGCUGCUGGGUUUGUGUGAGAGAAAUCUAGAUUUAUCUAUGUGAUGCAUGAGUAGACAUGUUUUUAAUUGGAUUUUGUUACUGCAAACCGCUUAGUAGACAUCCAUUUCAAGAUGAAAUGAUUUUAUCGUCUGGAUAUUGGACCUUUUUCAUGUUUUCUUAAAUUUAUACUUUUGUUCUCAUUGAUAUUUGUUUUGAUUUCUGGUUUAAAGAAUUUACGACAGUGAUAAUUCGGAUAGAUUAAUCCAAUGAAUUAAUGGCCGUAUUGAACAUUUAAUGAUUCCGUCCAUAUUUAAAAUGAGUUAUUAAGUUAGUCUAAUGUCAUUUAUCGUUUUGUGUUACUUACUUAAUAAAGUCAACAGAAUCUGUCAGAUAUACGAUAAAAUUAUCUGGAUUACUCCUAGUCAGUAAUGAUUGUGAUUUCCUGUGACGAGACCAUCCAAGGGAGGCAACUCUUUGUCAACUCGCACAGUUAUAUUAGAAGUUCUUCAAAAUGAUUAUAUAGUUAUAUUGAGGUGUAUCGGUACCCACAUCUUGUUUUUGAUGUAGACUGGCUAGAAUGAUGACCAUCACCUGGUAUAGCCCCUCCGUUACAAGUAGGGCUGUUGCUUGGUAGGAAACAGAUAGUUUAGGAAUGACUCGGUCCAUGCUGUUAUUCACAGUCAAUGAAUUAUAUUUUCUGUAUUUUUGGCUUAUUGUUCACACUUAUGUUAUAAACAUGCCAAUGAGCAUAAGGUAGCUUUAUUGAAACAAAAAGAUGUUGAAAAGAUGCAUCAAUUAUUUCCAUUUAUUUUUUUACAAAAAUAUGAAUAAUCUCAAUGGGAGGAUAGCUGACAAUGUUACUCUAUGAAUUAUGUUUGUCAUACCAUGAUGCCUAUUUACAAAAUUAUUUGAUAAUGUUAUAGCAACUCUGUCUAAUGCACUGUGGUCUUCUCCAUCCAGAAUAAGAGGCGUUGCUAGGCAGCAUAGUUUGGUGCCUUUAUUUUUGUCAGUAUUUAUGACUAUUAUUAUUGUAUUUUUGUUUGAUUAGGUCAUUUGUUCCGUGUUUUUGGAGUAUAUUUUAUACAGCUAACAGAAUUAUUAUAAGGCAUUUGAGUACAUUGUAGAUGUAUAUAUAAGAGUUAUGAUAUUUAUACGAUAUUUUUGUACUGCGUUGUUCACAGUGUAACAAAUAUCACCACAUUUAUACAUCCAACCAUCUACACAUCA
Ylistrum balloti is the source of this 16585-nucleotide messenger RNA. RefSeq lists its product as uncharacterized. Lineage: Eukaryota; Metazoa; Mollusca; Bivalvia; Pectinida; Pectinidae. Gene Ontology annotation, molecular function: microtubule motor activity; ATP binding; microtubule binding. The transcript is spliced from 32 exons. The record is from RefSeq and is a predicted model, not a curated record. Gene Ontology annotation, biological process: microtubule-based movement. The coding region runs from base 1 to 14682 and encodes 4893 amino acids.